AGCUGGCUAGCAGUACAAGGUGCGGCAGAGAAAAACAGAGACGGGGCACCAUCGCAGCUAGUGCGGUUGACGUUUAUUUUUUUUAGUCCCCGUUUCUUACCAAAAAGCCAACCGUUAGAUGUAGAUCUUUCUUCUUCUUUUUUUUUUUUUUUUUAACUGCCACGUCGGAGUAGCGUAAUAGAUUGCCAAAGGUGUCAACGACCAGCUCAACAGAAACAGGGUCACACCAACAAAUUUAGUCGGAAAAUAAGCGAAGCUAACGUUAGGUAGCUAAUGCUAGGAUAGCUAGCGGGCUAGCUUUCGAGCGUGUAAACGCGAAUAAUUAAAUUUGACUGAAUCGGUUGUUAUUAACACCAACGCUACAAUGGCUGAUGUUGACAAGCUCAACAUAGACAGUAUCAUCCAGCGUCUUUUAGAAGUCAGAGGGGCAAAGCCUGGCAAGAACGUGCAGCUGCAGGAGAUCGAGAUUCGUGGAUUAUGCCUGAAGUCAAGGGAGAUUUUUCUCAGUCAACCCAUUCUUCUGGAGCUGGAGGCCCCUCUCAAGAUUUGUGGUGAUAUCCACGGGCAAUACUAUGACCUGCUGAGGCUGUUUGAGUACGGGGGCUUCCCUCCAGAAAGCAACUAUCUGUUUCUGGGCGACUAUGUGGACCGAGGGAAGCAGUCUCUGGAGACCAUCUGCCUUCUGCUGGCCUACAAAAUCAAAUACCCAGAGAACUUCUUCCUGCUGAGGGGAAACCACGAGUGUGCUUCAAUCAACAGAAUAUAUGGUUUCUACGACGAGUGUAAAAGAAGGUACAACAUCAAACUCUGGAAGACCUUCACAGAUUGUUUUAACUGCCUCCCUAUCGCCGCCAUUGUUGAUGAGAAGAUCUUUUGUUGCCACGGAGGACUGUCACCUGACCUUCAGUCCAUGGAGCAGAUCAGACGCAUCAUGCGCCCCACUGACGUGCCCGACCAGGGUCUGCUGUGUGAUUUGCUGUGGUCAGAUCCAGACAAGGACGUUUUGGGCUGGGGGGAGAACGACAGGGGUGUGUCAUUUACCUUCGGCUCAGAGGUGGUGGCCAAGUUCCUGCACAAGCACGACCUGGAUCUCAUCUGUCGGGCCCAUCAGGUUGUUGAGGAUGGCUAUGAAUUCUUCGCAAAGAGGCAGCUUGUCACUUUGUUCUCAGCGCCCAACUAUUGUGGAGAGUUUGACAAUGCUGGUGCCAUGAUGAGUGUGGACGAGACCCUCAUGUGCUCUUUUCAGAUUUUGAAGCCAGCUGAGAAGAAGAAGCCUAACGGCAGCCGUCCCGUGACUCCCCCCCGCAACAUGGUCACCAAGCAAGCCAAGAAAUGAGUGUGGGGGGGACACAAACGACCGGACUCUCGCUCCUCUGUUCUGCUUACGUCUUCUGCAUAUGAAGGGUCGGUUGUCCUUCAUGCUGCCAAUAAUGAAAAGAUGUUCACUCCUACCUGAUGAAAGCAAAAUGUUUCGUUGUUUUGUCCACAGGGGUAAAUUGAUGUGUCACCAUGAAAACCUCAGGUGUUUUGCACUCCAUUUUGCAGCUAGUCUUUGCCACAUAUGACUGUUCAAUCAGGAAAAAUGUAACAAUACGGCUACUUAUGCACAGGAAUGCCUUGUUUUGAAGCUGUGCACAAUUUUUUCCAGUUUCUUUAUUGUCCUAUUCAUUUCAGUAAUGAGUAUUAACGGCUAUAAAAACCAACGGGGAUGAGUCACAAACACCUGUUUACUUCUGUAAAACUAUAUUUACAGUUAAUUCACGGUCGGUAUCAUGAGAUAUUGACUUACACUGCAUCAUCACAUUUUUAAACAAGUCUUGUGCUAAAAUAAAUGAAUAAGGAAGCACUCUUGUAACAUCUAAACCUUUCUAAUAAACUUUGAGUGUAUUUUAAGGGGGAA
Molecule: messenger RNA, 1900 nt
Organism: Anarrhichthys ocellatus (wolf-eel)
Lineage: Eukaryota; Metazoa; Chordata; Actinopteri; Perciformes; Anarhichadidae
Product: protein phosphatase 1, catalytic subunit, gamma isozyme
Exons: 7
Coding region: 365-1336 (323 amino acids)
Cellular component (GO): nucleus; cytoplasm
Molecular function (GO): protein serine/threonine phosphatase activity
Source: RefSeq, a predicted model, not a curated record